Messenger RNA from Hordeum vulgare subsp. vulgare (domesticated barley), 1481 nucleotides. RefSeq names its product RNA pseudouridine synthase 1. Gene Ontology annotation, molecular function: RNA binding; pseudouridine synthase activity. The record is from RefSeq and is a predicted model, not a curated record. Bases 15 to 1055 code for a protein of 346 amino acids. The transcript is spliced from 2 exons. Gene Ontology annotation, biological process: pseudouridine synthesis. NCBI's taxonomy places the organism in Eukaryota, Viridiplantae, Streptophyta, Magnoliopsida, Poales, Poaceae.
CCUCUGCGGAGGAUAUGACGAGAUUGCCCCUCCUCCUCCCUCUCCUCUCGCCUCGCGCCGCCUCCCCGCCGCGAGCCCUGACGCCGCCACCCGCGCGCCGCCUCGCCGUCGCCGCUGCGGGAGCAAGCGUACAGGACGCGGUGAUGUCGGCGGCCGCGACCGGGGAGUACCCGUGCCCGGUGUCCCCGCCCUACCCGGCCGUCUCCAAGGACGUGGAGCUCCGGCGCGCCAUGACCGCCUCCGCCCGCUCCGGUGCCUACUCCUCCGCCGCCGUCGUGUUCGAGGACGAGUGGCUCGCCGUGGUGGACAAGCCCGCCGGCGUCUACUGCGAGGCCCUCCUCUCCGCCCUCCCUUGCUCCACCGCCUCCUCAGGGGAUCCUUCAAGUAAGCCCAACCUUCACCUGGCAAACAGGCUAGAUCGUGAUACUAGUGGUCUCAUGGUCAUCACCAAAUGCAACAAAGUCGCAGCGAAGCUUGUGAAGGCCUUUACUGAGCACAAAGUGAAGAAAACAUAUCUAGCCCUUUGCAUAGGUUACCUACCAGCAUGGGAAAAGGUUAAGGUAUGUUCUGGUCAUGGGCGAUCAAAACACGGUGCUUGGCGUGUGUACGCUAUGUCUGAUGUUGGCCGAACACUACCAGGGGGUUCCUCUGUAAGGGACAUGAGCACAAAAUUUGAAGUGCUAGGGACAGAUGGUAAAGGCCAGUACAGAGAACCAUCUAAUGUUGACAUUGAUGAUAUAGAGUCGAUUACUGUACAAGAGAAAGCAGCUGACCAAACUUCAAAUGUUGAUGUGAAGAGCCACAUGGUUUUUGUUAGAGCCUAUCCUCAAAGUGGACGAACGCACCAGAUUCGUCUGCACUGCCAAUAUCUUGGGAUCCCUAUCAGAGGUGAUGUCAAGUACGGAGGAGUGAUUGAGUGGAACGGUGUGGACUGUGAUGGCCAUGCGUUGCAUGCAGAGAGCUUAUCAUUUGUACAUCCGGUCACUGGAUUGCCUGUCACCUUCCAAGCACCUCUCCCUUCAUGGGCAAAUGAAAUUAUUUCAACAAUGGGAUGAAAUUCCCUUGACCUUAUUGUGAUGCAUGACCCUCCAGUUCUGCUGAAAUUUUUAAGCAAGACCAGCAUUGAACUGCCAGAAGCACCUCUUGGAGGUCCUCACGAGAACAGCAUUCGUCGGUAACCAUGAAAAGAAGAAUUCUAACAAUUGUUUGCAGCUCGGCAAUGGCUUUCUUGGUGAAGAAUCUUGGACAAAUCACAAAUGUACUUGUUGAAUAGGCUAUCAAAGUACUGGAUUAUUAUUGUAGCCCAGAUUUUGACUUUGGGGAUAUGGCAACUGUAACCAUGAAAUUAAUUUGUUGCUGUGUAGCAAUAUCAAGAUGGCUGUUGUAGCAGUAUUUUCAGUGCUGCAGUUGUAACCAUGCAUAUUGUACAAUUGGGUAUCCAGUUCUUGAGCAGUAUAUACAGAGUAUGUUCUGUUGCACCA